Molecule: messenger RNA, 558 nt
Organism: Peniophora sp. CBMAI 1063
Lineage: Eukaryota; Fungi; Basidiomycota; Agaricomycetes; Russulales; Peniophoraceae
Source: the annotation of a GenBank genome assembly
AUGGAUAUGACGAGCUCAGACGAUAACACAAUGAUCAUGAUGACCCCGUAUCUGCACUUUACUGGUGGCGAUUUCCUCUACUUCAAAUCUCUUGCGCCCUCGUCCAGGGGCGCCAUCGCGGGCGCGGCCAUUGUGCUGGUCUUCCUCGCGAUUCUUGAACGCGCUCUCUCUGCUGGAAGGGGACUGAUGGAGGCGCAUUGGCGACAGGCCGCCCUGGGCAUGGCUGUACAACGUCUUGGUCUCACCGCAGAGCCAGCUGAGGCCGAAUGCGUCGACUGCAAAGAAGAAGAGAAGGCGCCGUCUGCGAAUGCUACACCUAUUCCCUCCCUCGCAACGCAACCGCUUCUUGCCUCGCGCCGCGCCCGCCUGAUCGCGCCCUUUAUCGCCUCUCACGAUCUCUCCCGCGGCGCGCUCUAUGCUCUUCAAGCGCUACUCGCCUACGCCCUCAUGCUUGCCGUUAUGACCUUCCAGGCGGCGUACAUCAUUUCGAUAGUGGCGGGACUGGGGCUCGGGGAAAUGUUGUUCGGUCGCUUCGCACUCGCUCACGCGAAUCUCUAA